Molecule: messenger RNA, 1997 nt
Organism: Nematolebias whitei (Rio pearlfish)
Lineage: Eukaryota; Metazoa; Chordata; Actinopteri; Cyprinodontiformes; Rivulidae
Gene: mlycd
Product: malonyl-CoA decarboxylase
Exons: 5
Coding region: 21-1529 (502 amino acids)
Biological process (GO): malonyl-CoA catabolic process; positive regulation of fatty acid oxidation; fatty acid biosynthetic process
Cellular component (GO): peroxisomal matrix; mitochondrial matrix
Molecular function (GO): malonyl-CoA decarboxylase activity
Source: RefSeq, a predicted model, not a curated record
AGCUGAGGACGUUCCCUGACAUGAUAUCCAACCGUGUUAACUGGGCUGUCCGAAGUAGUGUGAGGUGCUGGAGACAACGAGCUGUCUGUAAUGUGGCUCUAGAGGCCGUGAGCGUCAGCCGCUGCUUCUCUGCUCCAUCUCGACGCGGCGUCUCGGACAUGGAGGAGCUACUGGCCAGGGUCGUCGUGCCGUUGCCUUCGUACGAAACGCGAGACAAAUCCCCACCUCCUCCCGAAACGGUUUGCUUGGAGUUUAUGCACUACUACAGAAGUCUCGAGAAGGAAGACAAACUCGACAUCCUGACCAAACUGUCCCAAGAAUACGGGGUGGAUCAUAAAAUGGUUUCGGAGCUCUCUGUAAAGCUGUUGGACGCUCAACUGCGAGACUUGGCGACCAUUCUGCAGGUUGAGGACAGGCUCCGGUACAGUUUGACGCCCCGUUAUAAGCAGCUGCUCAGCCAUAUAAGCAGGGUCGAAGGUGGGGUGAAGUUUCUGGUGGAUAUCCGUGCUGAUGUGCUUGAAGUGAUGUCACUCAAAGCAAGCGAAAGCCCGCACAUCAGGGAGCUGAAUGGUGCUCUGAAGAGCUUACUCUCCGAGUGGUUCUCUGUUGGUCUACUCCGACUGGAGAGAAUCACAUGGCAGUCCCCGUGCGAGGUCCUACAAAAGAUCAGCCAGUAUGAAGCGGUGCACCCUAUAAGGAACUGGACUGAUCUGAAGCGUCGAGUGGGAUCGUACAGACGCUGCUAUGCUUUCACCCACGCUGCCAUGCCAGGAGAGCCUUUGGUUGUGCUGCACGUGGCUCUAACUGAGGACAUCUCUGAUAACAUACAGAGUAUUGUUCGUGAGUUUGCCACUCUUGACUCAGAAGAGGAUGUGAACAAGAUCAAUUCAGCCAUCUUCUACUCCAUCUCCUCCACCCAGGCUGGCCUGCAAGGAGUGGAGCUGGGCAACUACCUCAUCAAGAGGGUGGUGCGAGAACUCCAGAGCGAGUUCCCUCACUUGACCCAGUUCUCCAGUUUGUCGCCCAUCCCAGGCUUCUCCUCCUGGCUCCAAAGCCUGCUGAGCCAGUACAGGAAGGAGGGCCGCGGCUCAGAUCUUUUGUCGGAGCAGGAGUGGAGGGAGGUGCAACAGGUCACUGACUCAUCCCCAGGCACCCCUGCUGCUGAUUCCCUCCGCAAGCUCGUUAUUACCAGUGAGUGGGCACGCUCAGAGAGGCUCUCCACUGUUCUGGAGCCGGUCUUGAUGCGUCUCUGCGCCUGGUACCUUUACGGGGAGAAGCGAAGAGGCUACGCACUCAAUCCAGUGGCUAACUUCCAUCUGCAAAACGGUGCCACCAUAUGGCGGCUCAACUGGCGAGCUGACACCAGCCCAAGAGGUGUCGCGAACUCCUGUGGAAUCAUGGUGAACUAUCGUUACUUUUUGAACAAGACUUCUAAAAACAGCUCGUUAUAUCUUCAAAACAAAGUCGUCACCGCGUCCGAACAAGUGCUAGGACUUGUGUCCCAAUUUCAAAAGAACAGCAAACUGUAAAUUUAAAUAAAAAAAAAAAGGACGUUGUUAUAACUUUAAUGCUAUUAUUGUUUGGUUUUACAAGAUAGAGCACAGAUGGCGUUCAUGGUGUAAAGACUGAUGUAUUAUUUUAUUAAAGCUGCCAUUGAUAUUUGUCAUGUUUUGCCAAAUGUCUAAAAAUGGCAGCACCACCAAAUGAAUUUCUUGACAUUAUUUUUGUAUUAAAAUUAGGUCGUUUCUCACGUGAUGUAACUCACCCCGUCUGCUGUUUGCCUCAUUAGACCUCUAGCUAAAGCUGUUUGAGAUUGUGUAAGUGAUUCGCAGAGCAGACUGCAGCUAAUGAAGCAGAAGGCAUCUAUCAAUGCCAAAGCAUGUUCGUGAAUAAUAGUGUGUAAUGGUGAGGCAGGAGCAACAAGGGUGUCCGUCUACUGGAAUAAAUGAUGUUUAUUCUUUCAUUUGGCUGAGCUGUUGCGCUGUAAACACGUCAAA